Messenger RNA from Miscanthus lutarioriparius, 1980 nucleotides. NCBI's taxonomy places the organism in Eukaryota, Viridiplantae, Streptophyta, Magnoliopsida, Poales, Poaceae. The record is from the annotation of a GenBank genome assembly.
AUGCGGCCGCCACGUCCUCCCCGACCGACGCCACCUCCCUCCUCCCGCCCCCUCCACCUCCCUGUUGUCAUCUCCAUCCUCUGUUUCGCCGCCAUCCUGACGUCAGGCCCUGCCGCCGCCGCGGUAGCACCAGCAGCAGGGGACACGGGCGGAGCAGCAGGAGGAGAAGGCGGCUUCAUCAGGACCAGGACCGCUGCUGUCGCCAGGUUCGCCAUGGCGUGGCCAUCAAAAUGUAAAUGGUUUCCCUUACCAAACAGUGGGAGGUGUCCCUCGUAUACUCUUGUUUCCAAAUACCACAAGAUUUGGAAGGAAACGGAGAAAUUUGUUUCUGCAAAAGAUGUUCCGAAGAAAGAACCAGUUAGCGAUGUCAUUGCUUUAAAGGAUUCCAUGAAGUAUUUUGAUGCUGAUUUCUUCAAUGAUUCAAAACUACGUGAGAUGGAAGAUGGUGCAAAGGAAUUCAAUGUACCUGCAUUCAGAGAAAAUCGGAAAUUGGUCGCGUCAGAGAAUGGUGGUUUGCAUAACCCUUCUGUUCUACUCUUUAAAUCGUCAUGGAGCAGUGACAGCAUGGCAAGUGAGACUAGAAGUUUCAAGUACCCUCGUGCGCCUUCUGUACAUCGUCCAACUAAUGAUGAAGAUAUUGCAUUUAUGUCGGUAAUCGAGCUCGGAGAGCUUAUUAGGACAAAGCAAAUAACAUCAUGUGAACUUACAGAUAUAUUCCUGAGGAGAUUAAAGAGGUACAAUCCUGUUCUGGAAGCUGUUGUUACAUAUACUGAAGAUUUAGCAUACAAACAAGCCAAGGAAGCAGAUGACUUGCUGGCACAAGGAAAAUAUCUUGGUCCUUUGCAUGGCAUUCCAUAUGGCCUCAAAGAUAUAAUUGCAGUACCACACUACAAGACCACUUGGGGCUCAAGGACGUUUAAGAACCAAGUCAUUGAUAGUGAAGCGUACGUGUACAAAAGAUUGAAGUCGGCUGGAGCAGUCCUUGUAGCGAAGCUUGUCACAGGCUCGCUUGCCUAUGAUGAUAUAUGGUUUGGGGGAAGGACACGAAACCCCUGGAACAUCGAGGAAUUCUCUACUGGCUCGUCGGCAGGUCCAGCGGCUAGCACCUCUGCAGGAAUGGUUCCAUUCGCAAUUGGUUCAGAAACUGCAGGAUCCAUAACAUAUCCAGCUGCUAGAUGCGGAGUAACUGCAUUGCGCCCAACAUUUGGAACAGUUGCACGAACUGAUGUCAUGAGCAUUUCUGAGAGUUUGGACAAGCUGGGACCUUUCUGCAGAAGUGCAGUAGAUUGUGCUAUUGUAUUAGACGCAAUUCGUGGAAAGGAUGCGGGUGAUCCGUCAUCUCGCGAGGUUGCUUUGGGUGAUCCAUUUCAUGUUGACAUCACCAAACUCACUGUUGGCUAUCUUGAUGACGCUGAGAUGGAGGUUGUCCAUGUUCUUUCCUCUAAAGGUGUCAAACUGGUCCCUUUCAAGCUGAACUACACUGUCGAAUCAGUCCAGUCCAUCCUGAACAUAACGAUGGACACUGAUAUGCUUGCGCACUUCGACAACUGGCAGCGGGAAGGACAUGAUGAUGACUAUGAGGCGGAAGACCAGUGGCCAGUAGAGCUUCGUCGUGCGCGGUUAAUCCCAGCAGUGGACUAUAUACAGGCGCAGCGAGCACGGGGCAAGUUGAUCAGAGAAAUCAAAGAUAGUUUCACAGUUGAUGCAUUUGUUGGCAAUGUGACCGACUGGGAGCGCGUCUGUCUCGGGAACCUUGUUGGUAUGCCUGUGGUCGUGGUGCCGACGGGCUUGAAGAGCAUUGAGGACCCACCGAAAGGCGGUACAAAGAGAAGAACCACAGUGACGACAGGCAUAUACGCUCCUCCUGACCACGACCACAUUGCUCUGGCGCUGGCAAUGGCAUACCAGUCCGUCACUAAUCACAACAAACAGCGGCCGCCGAUCGAUGAUCUGGGGCCAAAUGACGGCAUACACAAGUAG